Molecule: messenger RNA, 1249 nt
Organism: Marmota monax (woodchuck)
Lineage: Eukaryota; Metazoa; Chordata; Mammalia; Rodentia; Sciuridae
Gene: Znf346
Product: zinc finger protein 346
Exons: 7
Coding region: 290-1039 (249 amino acids)
Molecular function (GO): double-stranded RNA binding; zinc ion binding
Source: RefSeq, a predicted model, not a curated record
UGGGAGUAGGGCGUAUCCUGCUGCCUGAGUUCCCCUUGAGUUCUCACGGGAUUCAGACAAUAUAUUUUGGAGAUAGAAGCCCAGUGGAGGUGGAUUUGGGCAGAGAACGUGGAUUUGGGAAGUGAACGUGGAUUUCCCCAGAACGUGAUUGUAGACGGCUGGUGUGAGUUCGGGAAUAAAGAGUUGCUGUUUGAAUCUACAAGCUGUGUGGUGGCUCGUGAUUGUGUGCCCAGCCAGACUGUGGCAGCUGAGGAUCAAACCCAGGGCCUCACACUUGCUAGUGGAACACAUGAUCCAGAAGAACCAAUGCCUCUUCACUAAUACCCAGUGUAAAGUUUGCUGCGCCUUGCUGAUUUCUGAAUCCCAGAAGCUGGCACAUUACCAGAGCAAAAAACAUGCCAACAAAGUGAAGAGAUACCUAGCAAUCCAUGGAUUGGAGACAUUAAAGGGGGAAAUGAAGAGACUAGACUCAGAUCAGAAGAGCAGCAGAAGCAAAGACAAGAACCAGUGCUGCCCCAUCUGUAACAUGACCUUUUCCUCCCCUGUUGUGGCCCAGUCGCACUACCUGGGGAAGACCCACGCAAAGAACUUAAAGCUGAAGCAGCAAUCCACUAAGGUGGAAGCUCUGUCGAAACGCCUUACAAAUCCUUUCCUUAUGGCCUCCACCUUAGCCUUGCACCAGAAUAGAGAGAUGAUAGACCCAGACAAGUUCUGCAGCCUUUGUCAUGCGACUUUCAACGACCCCGCCAUGGCUCAACAACAUUAUGUGGGCAAGAAACACAGGAAACAGGAGACCAAGCUCAAACUCAUGGCGCACUAUGGGCGGCUAGCGGACCCUGCUGUCACUGACUUAUCAGCUGGGAAGGGCUACCCCUGCAAGACGUGUAAGAUAGUGCUGAACUCCAUAGAACAGUACCAAGCUCACGUCAGCGGCUUCAAACACAAGAACCAGUCACCAAAAACAAUGGUAUCACCCUUGGGCCAGAUUCCAGUACAAAGGCAAUCCACUCAGAAAGACUCAAGCACCUUAGAAGACUAGAGGUUUCUGUCUAGCACUCCACACUGGACCAGUCCUGAGCCAGCUUCCUAUGACUGUGGUCAGCCCCUGGCUCCCUCUUCCUCCUUUCUUACAGUAGGAGAAUAAGUAGCCCAGAGGAAGAAUUGGGCCACAGACAGCCUCUGAUAGGUCCAGGCAAACCUGCACCCGCUCCACCCUGUGGUAUGGGUCCUGUUGGUCAUGACGGGGAAG